This is a messenger RNA of Sinocyclocheilus grahami, 877 nucleotides long. Its product is annotated as solute carrier family 35 member E3-like. The record is from RefSeq and is a predicted model, not a curated record. Bases 230 to 877 code for a protein of 215 amino acids. NCBI's taxonomy places the organism in Eukaryota, Metazoa, Chordata, Actinopteri, Cypriniformes, Cyprinidae. The transcript has 3 exons.
CCUCGCGUUUGUGUACGUGUGUUAAGUUCAGUCAGCAGGCAGCGAUUUGAGUGAAUGCGGUUCUCUAUAAGUCUUAUAAUGAAAGCCGCUCUCAACCGCUUUCACACACUCAGCCACAGAAAGCGGUGGAGCUUUACGUCUCUCUGCUGAUGAAGUAAGUUACCAAAGCAGACACCUGAAACGGUUUCUCCAGAGAUAUUUGCCUCCAGAAGAUUAAAAGUGCGUCUGAAUGAGCUCAGCUAUGGCGACGCGACUCUCUGACCUGUUUGGAAACAGCCGGAUAAUUGCAGGACUGCUGGUCAACUUACUGUCAUCGAUCUGUAUAGUGUUCAUCAACAAAUGGAUCUAUGUGCACUAUGGCUUUCCCAACAUGACCAUGACUCUCAUUCAUUUCGUAGUGACAUGGCUGGGGCUGUUUAUGUGUCAGAAGAUGGAUAUAUUCUCCCCCAAGAGUCUCAGACCUUCUAAAAUCAUCCUGCUGGCUCUGAGUUUCUGUGGUUUUGUUGUUUUCACAAAUCUGUCCCUCCAAAGCAACACGAUAGGAACAUACCAGCUGGCCAAGGUCAUGACAACACCUGUGAUCAUAGUCAUCCAGACCUUGCACUACAGAAAGACAUUUUCCACAAAGAUUAAACUGACUCUAGUGCCGAUCACUUUAGGGGUCAUACUGAACUCUUACUACGACGUGAAGUUCAAUCUUCUGGGGAUGAGCUUUGCCACACUUGGGGUCUUCGUAACCUCGCUGUAUCAAGUGGACCCUUUGUCCUUAAACCAAGGUCUGGGCAUCCUCUGCACCCUCAGUGGCAUCCUGGCAUACACCCAUUUCAAACUGGCAGAGCAGGAGGAGGGCAAAAGCAGGCUCACACAGAGGCCAUAG